Molecule: messenger RNA, 3310 nt
Organism: Salmo salar (Atlantic salmon)
Lineage: Eukaryota; Metazoa; Chordata; Actinopteri; Salmoniformes; Salmonidae
Gene: ankrd24
Product: ankyrin repeat domain 24
Molecular function (GO): actin binding
Source: RefSeq, a predicted model, not a curated record
CAGUGCAGAGACAGUGGAGGUGUUGCUAAGGGGGGGGCUAACCCACAGCUGGCCGACGCCUUCAGACACGACGCAGCCCACUACGGCGUAACCGCCGGCAACCAGCGGAUCGCACAGCUUCUGCAGAACUGUCUUCCAGCCACUGAGGGCAACGGCGAGGAGAGGCAGCCCCCACCUCCCCCUCCUCUGCCAGGGGGGACCACCCCCCGCAAGAGGAAAGCCCCUCCUCCACCUCACUCCCCUCCCCAGGACUCUCCAUCCCUGCCUUCUCCUGCCCCCCAGAGCUCUCCUCCCCCUGCCUCUCCCUCAGCUCAGUCUCCAGAGACACGGCGCUCUAAUCAGGCCAACCUCACGGAGAAUGAGGAGGUUUUUGAGGAGAUCCGAAGGCUGCGUCUGGAAAGGAGGCGUCUGCUCCAGAAGAUUAAAGGUCUGGAGCAGCAGCACAACAGCGCACCCACUGACCUGGAGGAGCUGACCCAGCUGAGAGAGUGUCUGGAACAGGCGGAGGCAGAGCGGGACAGGCUACAGACUGAGCUGGAGGAGCUGAAGGCAGGUCAGGUGAUCGGAGCCAGUGACUCAGAUGAUGACAUACUGGACUUCCCAGUUGCUGAGAAGCUGCUCUCCAGGUGGUCCAGAGAGUCUCCCUCUGCUCUGGACGAGGAGGAGGCACACUCCCCCAACUCCACCUCUCCUCGUCCUGCAGACCCAGACACUGUGGCUGAGCUAUGCAGACAGGUGGAUGAGCUGACCUCACAGAACCAGGAGCUGGUCCUCAAAGUGCAGAUGCUGGAGAUGUUUGAGAAGGAUGACCCUGACAUGCAGACAACCGGCCCAGACUUUGUCCCCACGGCUCUGUAUGACUCCCUCAGGAAGGAGUUUGAAGCUCUACAGGAGCGCUACUGCCAGGCCCAGGCUUCAGCUGAGGCCUCCAGCAUGGCGGGAGAGGGGUGUGAGGUGGCGGGAGGAGGAGAGGGAGAGACAGCGGCAGAGGAGAAGGAGGGGACAGAGGGGAAGGGGACGGAGGAUGAGAGCAGUAAGGAGCUGAGGGAGAGGCUGUGUGGCAAGGAGAAACAGCUGGCCCACUCCCAGUCUGAGCUGGAGGAGCUGAGAGAACAGGUGCACCUGGAGGUAUAUUCUGGGGAACAGGCAGGGGGAAUGGGGGGUGAGAGAGAGACCCCCAGGGGCAGCGGCGAGGUGGUGAGCCUGGAGACGCAGCAGCUGAGAGAGAGGGUGAGGGAGCUGGAGGAGGCGCUGAAAGAGAGAGAGGGACAAGGAGAGGGACAGAGGGAGGAAGCGGGCCUGAGGGAGGUAGAGGGGGAGGGACAGAGGGAGGGAGAGGGGGAGAGCGCAGAGGACAAUGACACAGUCAAACAGCUGAGAAAGAAAGUUGAGGAACUACAGGCAGUCCUGGAAGAGAAAGGGACAGAAAAAGAGUUUGAAAAGGAGGACGGAGGAGGGGAGAGUGAGAGGGUGAGGAGCCUCAGGGAGAGGGUGAGCGAACUGGAGGCCACCCUGGCGGAGAGCAAAGAGUCAGGGAGAGCUGGGGGAGGGAGAGAGAAAGUGGUAGAGUCAGACGGAGAGGUGUUGCUGAGGCUCCAGGGCCGUGUGGUGGAGCUGGAGAGGGAGCUGAGGGACUGUGUUCCCCGUUCGGAGAUGGACGAGGUGCAGGUGACCCUGGGUCUGCAGUGUGAGCAACUGGCCAGGGAGAGGUCCGAGGCCAGCCUGAGACUGAACGAGGCCCUACUGGAGCUGGACAGACUACGGUCCCCCAGCCCCAAACACUGUCAGGGAGAUGAGGAAGAGAGGUCGGAAGGGUCAGAGCCCUCCAUUACAUCAGAGCUCUCCCUGAGACGGGUGAGGGAGGAACUGGAGGUGGCUAGGCAGGAAGCAGCUCAGGCUCCGGACUGUCUGUGUGCGGAGCGCGAGGGUCGGUCUCAGGACACCCUCCACCUGAGACAUGCAGUAUCCCUGUCCCAACACACAGAGGCGCUGACGGCUCUGUCGGAGCAGCUGGCCCAGACAGCCCAGGAACUGCAGGCGGAGAGGGCUUUGCGAUGCCACGCCCAGACAGAAACGGCCAGGUUGGAGGCCCAACUACAGGCCACACAACAGGACCUUAUAUCCUGGGAGGAGCAUGACAAAGUUAAGGCGGAGCUGCAGCGCUCCCUGCAGGCCAGUGAGAACAGUGCAGCGGAGGCCAAGGAGGCUUUGAGUGUGAAGGAGACAGAGCUGAGAGACCUGAGGUCCCAGAAGGCUGUGGAACAGGGCCUGGUGUCCAAGGAGGACCACGAGUCCCAGCGCCUCUCACUGCAGGCCGAGAUCAACGCAUUCACCGCCCAAUUCAACAACCUCACACGCAAUCACCAGAAGACUUGCACCGAGGUGUUCCAGGUGCAGCGUGAGGCUCUGUUUAAUAAGAGUGAGUGUCAGGUGGCCGAGGCUCAGCUGGCCACGGCGCAGCAGCAGCUGGCUGACCUGCAGGCCCAGUCCAGCCACGUCCAGGAGCUCCAGAAAGACAUCCAGGACUCCCAGGCCCUGGUCAAGGAGAAGGACCGCAAGAUAAUUGAGCUGUCUAAGGAAGUGUUCUGUCUGAAGGAGGCUGUGGAGGCUCUGAGUCCUCCUCUGGGCUUUUCCUCCUCCUCUCACUCCCAGUCUGAGAGAGUCCACCCUGGGAACCCUGGCCAGCAGGUGUCACUGCAGAACAGAGUGGCUGUACUCUCCAAGGAAAUCCAAGAUUGGAAACGAACGCACAGACAAGUCAUAGCUGUGUACCGAUCCCACCUACUGGCUGCUGUCCAGGGCCGGAUGGACGAGGAGGUACAGGGUCUGUUACUUCAGAUCCUCAGCAUGUCACACAAGGACCAGGGACACUGACCCCGCAGGCAGGCAGGCAGGCAGGCAGGCAGGCAGGCAGGCAGGCAGACAGACAAGACAGAGAAUACUCACUGUACACUGGAAGACACAACAGGCCAUGGGAUCCAGCACUGUACUGUACCAUCUACUAACUACAGAAUAUGUACACACUUACUGAAAGCAGCUGGUCUGUUCUGGAGACAGCUGCAUACAAUACAAUACAGUACAGUACGUGUAGCCUUAGAUAGACAUCAAGGCUAACCCAUUUAUGACUCGCAUUGAACUGGAUAUGCAUGGACAAGUAUGGUUUUCUGGUAUCAGAAAGAGAAAUGUCUGUAUAGAGAUGUACUUGUAUUGAAUAACAAGAAUGUAUCCCUUGUCUCUUGAGCCUACUGAUUGUAUGACUGAUUGUAUUUUGUAUGAUAUUCUUACAGUAAAGAUAUAGAAAGAAACCAAA